Messenger RNA from Sordaria macrospora k-hell, 1779 nucleotides. RefSeq lists its product as uncharacterized. Lineage: Eukaryota; Fungi; Ascomycota; Sordariomycetes; Sordariales; Sordariaceae. The record is from RefSeq and is a predicted model, not a curated record.
AUGUUCAAACCAGACGCAAGAGGCGCGGCGAGCAACAGAGGUCGUGACCGGGAGAAGCCAAUGAUCAUUUGGCACAUUUUUGCUCGGGGUGGGGACCCAGUUUCCAUGCAACGCGAAGAACUGACUAUGAUCCAGAACAUUCUGCUGCAGCUUUUCAGGCAAUUUCCUGGAGAGAUUGACCGGGCGUUUGCAAAAACCUACAACAUGAUGCUGAGCCAGCAGAAGCCUGAUUACAUCAAAGCAGGCUUAUCUACUUUCAGAUUCAAGACUCUUGAGAACACCCUAUUCUACUUCCUGGCAGACAUUAGGCCAGUAAGACCACGGAUCUUCAUCUUCUUGGACGGGCCGAGUGGCUUUUCGCGACAGAAGACGGCUUUCCUUAACGUCUCGGAAGCCGAGGAUUGCCCACUUGUUUACAAGUUGAGAGGAGUUAAAGGUGUCAAGGUGUGUGUUGCCAGUAGACCUGGGGGGAUGUUCCAUGACUGGGAUCGUUCACUUCAUGGUCGGGAGGAAAGGGGUUACAUGUUUCAUACCCUCCGCAUCCAGGAUUAUACGCGAGGGGAUAUCCAGACGUUCUGUGCCAACCGGCUAAAGAGUGUGCUUCUUCCGCUGCGCCUACCUCUCGCCGCAAGUAUUGCAGACGCAUCGCAAGGAUCGUUCAUUUUGGCCAGGGACGGAUGCGAGGCUGGACUGCGAGAUUACGAACAGUCGGAAAACCAACAAGCCAUCACCUACUCCACAAUUCUCUUCAAUUCGCUACUAGAUGAACUCCACGCUAUGCCAUCAUAUUACAAGUUACCCAACUACCUGUUCGGGCCCGAAAACCGCCUGGACACGCUUUCAGCGUAUCUCAACCUGAUCAUCACCCACACCAAGUACAACAUGUCCCAGGCUCGUGCCAAACGACCCUUAUCACUCCUCCAACUGACACUGGCUGUCGAUUCAUACCGAGGCACUCUCCCAUCAGCGCCGCUCACAGACUAUCAGAUGGAAUUUCUUGCCAGAGCCUGCGAUACCAUAGCGCACAAGAUCAAAAAGGAACUCUACCCCUUGGUUGUUCUUCGAGAAUUGGAAAACGAAGAAAAGCUCACCCGAGGUGUGGGUGACAACUUAGGGACAUGGCCAGGAGGUGUAGCAAACGUGCGGAAAGGUUUGGUCUUCGCGGCAGGAACAAAGGUUAUGCUUCUGCACAGUAACAUGCUGGAGUACCUGGAGACUACCAACAAGGGCCGGGCACUACUGGAGAGGAAUGAUUGCGGAAGUGCCAAAGCACUCAUCAGGCACGACUGGUCGCUUAAAGGUAGAGAUGUCCAGGUUGUUGAUGUGAUGAAGACAAACAAGGACCGGUUCGUGCGGGAUCGCGUGGCGAUGUUACUGAGGGCGUCAAUGUUUGAGCAUGCUUUGCUUAUGCCGGGUGUUGUUAAUGAGGAGUGUGAGGAGUGGUUGGGACGUGGCGGCACUCAGAUGAUAGAGGCGGAGCGUAACCCGGAGCCUGAACCAAAGCGGCGGUAUCACGCCACGAGGUCCAAGACUACCAGUGCGACCACUACCAGUGCCAAGGCUGUGAAGACAGAAUCAUAUCGGCCGUAUCACGAACAUUUAAAGUUGUUGGAAAACUUGCCGGAAGUGCGUGGGCUGGAAGGCGAGAUGUUGUUAUUUGAGGUUUGGCCGAAGACGUUUGUUAAGCAGAUUAAGAUUGAACCGGAGGAAGUAGGUAGUGAUGAGGGAAGUGAGGAUGGUGGUAAUCGAAGGGAAGGGAAGAGGCGGAGGAUGGAGUAA